Molecule: messenger RNA, 3073 nt
Organism: Annulohypoxylon maeteangense
Lineage: Eukaryota; Fungi; Ascomycota; Sordariomycetes; Xylariales; Hypoxylaceae
Exons: 2
Coding region: 137-2761 (874 amino acids)
Biological process (GO): DNA-templated transcription
Cellular component (GO): nucleus
Molecular function (GO): zinc ion binding; DNA binding; DNA-binding transcription factor activity, RNA polymerase II-specific
Source: RefSeq, a predicted model, not a curated record
AUUGUUAAAAUCGCGUUAAUUCGCGUGUCAAUUAUCGCGUAAUUAAUAUUUCAUUACGUGAAGGACUGUAUCAAGCUCCUGCAUCGUUGCCGACUGUGUAACACUCAACCCGUCUAACAUAUGAGCAAAUUCCGUCAUGCCUGACCUAGAUCCCAUGCUCGAAGGCGCUAAGAAUGAGCCUGGCGUGCAAAAUGAUGUUGUUGACACGCAACAGCAGUACCCCAUGCCUACUGCAGAUGAACAAGACGACGGAAUAACGUCGAAUCUACAUCCUGACCAACAGCCCACCCAACCUGAAGAUCUCGAAGCCUCCACAACCCUCCACCAAGAUGUCCGACCAUCCAUUACAAGCAACGAAGAACUGCGACUAGCUGCUCAGUUGAGCCAAGAAAUGAGCCAAGGCAUGCCCGCCGUUCCUAUUGAAUCCCACGAGGAGUCCAACCUUAGAAAUGCACUGCUGCAGUCCGCGUCGCACGAUGCUCAGUUGCAACAACAACAGCAACAACAACAACAACAACAGCAGCAGCAGCAGCAGCAGCAGCAACAGCAGCAGCAACAGCAACAGCAACAGCAACAGCAACAUGAUGGAAUAUCGCGAGAUCCUAUACCGGAACAUAACAAUCAUGUACAUGAGCAACAUACUGAGCAUAUACCCCAUGAUGACUCAUCUAUGAAUGCCCACGAUCCGUCUGUUGUCCAACAUGAUCAACAGCCACAACACCACUAUAUACCCGGUCACCACCCCCAGGAACACCAGCAUAUGCAUAUAGCACCGCAACAGCCGCAUAUGCAACAACAUCCUGCACACUUACAGUCUCAGGGCACGAUGGAGCAACUCGUUCAACACUAUGCCGCACAAGCUUCGGGGAUACCAGAUAUUCCACCGAGAAAGAGGUCCAAAGUUUCACGCGCUUGCGACGAGUGUAGGAGAAAGAAGGUGAAGUGCGAUGCUGCUUUGGAGAGCGGCGAAGAUCCCUGUUCAAACUGCCGACGUUCCUCGAUCCGAUGUCUCUUCAGUAGAAUCCCUCAAAAGCGUGGGCCUAGCAAGGGAUACAUUAAAGAGCUUGCUGAUCGAAUAAACCACAUCGAAGGAAAGUUAGCAAGCGAUGGGGGUAAUGGGGAUAGGAGUAACAUGGAUACUCUAACCGAGCUCUUAAGUGGUGCUAGGAGAGACUCGAUGGAUAUUUUCAGUCCUACUGGACAGGCAGAGGAUAGUAGUCGUAAGAGGCCAUAUUCUAGUAUAUCUGGUGGCGAGUUUGCGACACCUAAUAGUUCACGACAAGCUACAUGGAGUUCUGAACCACGACCAAUCCAACCUUACCAGACCCCAUCUGGAAGUUUUAGGACUCCAUACUCUGCUAAUGGAUUAGCACCUCAACCAUUAUCCAAGCCCGAUUCAACAGUGGUGUCACGUCCAGCCACUGCCGGAGAUAAUGUGCCACUCGACCUUAAUCACAACGGCUCAACUCGCGAGCUAGACGAGGCUGCUUUUAGUGCCUACCUUAAUGUUGUCCAUCCUUGUUUCCCCCUGCUCGCAGCAGGCAAGGCACGAGUCGAAGGGCAGUUGGCGCAAUGCCCACCCCCCCUCCGCGAUGCAUUUAUUGAGGCGUUAUAUCUUAGUAUGCAGUCGUAUGUCUCGGUUCCUGGCCUCUACACUACUACUGACAUCGGCUCUGUCACACGCAUGAUCGCGGAAUGGGAGUCCGACCCGACCUCACGAACACCGGUCAUGAAUCUUGUGCAUCUUCAAACACUGAUCCUGACAGCUCUGAUGACCGACAAUUACGACGUGCCGUCGUUGAAGGGAGAGCACGGAGGCCCAUCUAAAGCAUCCAUUCUUGGGCGGGCUGUGGGUCUCGCUUAUACGAUGAGACUGCAUGUUUCAGGCCUUGAAACAACUCUCGAUGGCCAGUUGGAGCCGGAUUCAACCGAGAAUAUCUCAAUUCGAGCUUGGUGGACACUGAUCAUGUUAGAUCGGUGGAAUGCCAUCUCAACUGCGAGCCCUCUGUUCAUCCCGAACGACAGCGUGGUUAUUCUGCCUAGCCUAAACUCGGUACUAGGUGAAAAUGUGUACCAUCUAGCGCGAUUGUCAAAUAUCCUCGGGCACUUCGCACCGGUUUCCCUGGCUUCUCCAAAGGUUCUCUCCCCAGAGUCUGGAGCCGGUCCAAUUCUAAGCUCCUUUUUCAACUUAUCCAUCGAGCUGUUCCGAGAGAUUCUUCCUCAGAGUAUCUCCCCUACGACUCACCCGAUAUUACAUAUGGUCUACUGGCAUUGCAGAUUACUUGCGUAUCUCUUUCAGACCAAUGCGAAAUCUGCUGAUAUCCUAUGGCCUUGCAAGGAGGCCGUGACUCUAUUACUUACAAAUACGCAGCUGCUUAGCCCCUUGAACCAUCACUUCUUCUGCCUUACAACCCUAUCUCUAAUCGAGCUCGCUAAAGUCGAGAAGACGCGAGAUGAGGCUACGGGCCUCUUAAGGCAGCUCGUUGACGCGAAUCUUGCUCCGUCCACUUGGGAUGGAGUUAUUCGAGAUCGCAUCUCAGAUCAUCUUCGACCCUCGACUGCUCAAGCCGCAGCGAACCAAAGCCUGCAGCACCUUGCUGACCUAGCUACGGCAACAGAAAUGGAUACCGCCAAGCCUGACAAAAGUCUAGAGCCCACGUCUCUCAGGACAAGUGAUUGUUAUAGCGAUGUUGGGUUUGAUCCUCGCACGCUGACCCGAAAUGGCUACUUAAAUGUCUUGGCUGGUAUCCAUACGCGAUAGGAUAGCAUGAUGCCGGAUCAGCACAUAAUUCUAAGCUCGCCACAACAGGCUGCGCCAUCAUAUGGUGAGAUGCACCAAAUAGCCAGCCAACCGGAGGCCCCAGAGUACUACAUGUUCUACCACCAUCCCCCAUACCCUAUGCAAUGAAUAACGUUAAAUGAGCAUUGACGUAUGACAUUACGAGGGCAAAUCAACGAGUGAUUAGUCACCAAGCUCUUUCUAUGCUUGGAGCGGACUGCCUACGGUCUGCUCAUCACAAGUUCGCCAAAUAUCCAGGUAGCUACGGCAGAGAACACUGAGGUCGUACGCCCU